AUGGUUUCUAGCGGGAAUACGAAUAUGUUCGCUGAAUCAGUAAGGCAGUUGCUAGGGCUGCGUCGACAACGACAUGACUUCACCUUUCUCGCUACACUUGGUCGCGGUGCAUAUGGUCGUGUUGAUCUUGUUCGGGAAAAUGCAACUGGUCGAGUUUGCGCAAUGAAAACGCUUGACAAAUCCAAGAUGCUGAGUCAGCAAGCUGACUUUUGGGCCGAACGGGAAAUAAUGGCACAAAGUGUGUCUCCCUGGAUCGUCCGCCUCUUCUACUCCUUCCAAGACGUACGCUCCCUCUAUAUGGUGAUGGAGUACGUGCCCGGUGGAACCUUGGUCUGUUGGAUGGACGAAGCAGAGCUAAUCUCCGAGACGGUCUGCCGCUUUUACGCCGCGGAGAUAACCCAGGCGCUAAGCGAUCUGCACGCCAUGGGUUUCAUCCAUCGCGACAUCAAACCGGACAACAUGCUACUUGACAUGAGUGGCCACCUCAAGCUGGCCGACUUUGGCACCUGUGUUCGGGUCGAUCCUCAUACACAUCGAGUUCGCUGUGAAAGUGCCGUAGGAACUCCGGAUUACAUUAGCCCUGAAGUACUCUACUCUCAGAGUUCAGGAGGCGGUGAGUACGGUUUCGCAGUGGAUUGGUGGGCCCUGGGUAUCCUCGUCUACGAGAUGAUUUGCGGUGAGACGCCAUUCUACUCCGACGAUCUGGUAACAACCUACUCUAAAAUUAUGAGUCACACAACCAGCCUCCAUUUACCCAAGGAGAUUGCCAUCACUCCGUCCUGUCUGGAUUUUAUUAAGCGUCUUCUCUCACCCGAAGAGGUCCGCCUAGGUAGCGGACCAGGUGGAGCGGAGGAGGUGCGCAACCACGCAUGGUUUGCACCGACCUGGCCUGCUGCUGAAUGUCUUCCUGCUCGAGUUAAUGAACACGGUGAUGAGGCCUUCUUUGAUUGGACUUGGAAGACUUUGCGCUCUAUCUCUCCGGGUCCCUUUCAUCCCAAUUUGGCUUCGGAGACCGAUACCAGCUACUUUCGGGAGGAUGUACUUCAACCCGAACACGAAGAAUUGGAGGAGGCAACGUCAGUGGUGGCAGACGAGGUGGAGCCUGGACAAAAUGGUGACAGUGGCUGUGACACCUUCAAUGGCAGUCAGCUGAGCUUUGCUGGGUUCACGUUCUCCUCGCCGAAGCUGGCCCCAUUGUCCGGCAUCUAUCUAGCACCUCCUCAAUCGCUACUCCAUGAGGUCUCUUCGUACGAGGAGGUGCAGAGGAUGGACAAGGGGGCAAAGAAUGAACGGGAAUCGGGUCUACAGGCACAGCGGAUCCAUGAAUUGGAGGAGGCACUGGCCCAAGCGGAGCUACAAUUAGCCAGCUCAGAGGCGCGGUUUGUUGAAAGUCUCAGUGACGCUGAGCGCCGUAUUGAGGUACUCAAAUUGGAGCAUGCCUCUGCAAUGCAUCAGAUGGAGACCGAGGUAUCAAAGCUUAAAGCUAUGGCUGAAUCUGAGCGCAAAGCGAGGCAAAGUGCCGAGGCUCAAAAAGCCAAGGCGGUUGAUCUGCUCGCGAAGCGUGCCACCGAUAUGGCGGAUCGCCUGACUGCUAGUGUUGGUCAGUCAUCCGGCGCUCCGCUCCAACGACGUCAGGCUUCCCUGCCUGUGGAAAUGCCUUCCACCAGCGGGUUGAGUACUGGAGAGGGCGAUGCUGCUGCUUCACCGCCUGCUCCAACUGCUUUCACCACCGCCGACUCUUCUGCCGAGGUUGCUACCACUUCCGAUUUUGAUGCUACUUCCGCGAGCGGUGGUGGUGCUGAUGUCACCACCUCUGCAGCCACAGAACUACUGCUAAAACGAAUCCAAGAGUUAGUGGACCGAGCUCAACAGGCUGACGAGCAGUUGCAGAUUGAACGAAGAUUUGCAGAGCUGUACAAAAAGGCUUGUGAGGAAAAGGAGGAUCAAUUAACAGAGAGGGAUCAGCGUAUAGCAAGUCUGGUGGAAGCAUUGGAAACGGCAAAACAGUCGAAGGAGCAAGCUCAACUAGCAACCCGCCAUGCCCUAAUGGAGGAGCAGGAGCGUUCUGCACAGUAUCUGGAGUGUCUGAAGGCGGCCGAAAAGUCCUCUGAAGUCGCCAACCGUCGAGCCCAAAUCGCCACUAGUGAGGUGGUUGCUUUGCGCGAUGAUUUGAACGUACUUCGAGAGGAUCUCUCCAAAGCGCAUGAAGAUCUGGCCACGGAGAAGCUCAAGUGCAGCGCGGCUGUCAACAAAAUCCAGCAGAUCCUCUCUGGUGAGAACGCCGACGCCCUAGAAUUGAUGAUGCUCUCGGAGAUGGAGUCAAUGCGAAGAAGUGCCGAGACAGGGGGGCUUAGUGGGGUCAGCAUGCCCUCCGAUGGUCAUCCCACCACUGUGGCUUUGAAAUCCAAGAGUGCCAAGAAGUUCACCAGUCAACAACACCUCUUUCGACAUUUGGAUAGGAAGUACAAGCGGUUGGUGAGCGAGUAUGAACAGAUGCAGACUAAACAUCGGCUUGAGAUGAAAGAGGCGCGUACCAUGUUCCACGCCAGUCAGGAGUCUGCUCAAAUUGCGCGAAAUCAAGUGAUUCACCUCUCCGAGGAGGUGGCCGCACUUCAGAUCCAACUGAACGCUGUCAAUACCGCUUUGAAAGCAGCUGUGGCAGACGCUGCUGCCUCCGCUACACCCAAUACUGCCACUCUUCAUCGCAUUCCUGCUCCUCUUGGCAACGCCGGUGGGGCUAGAACCCUUCGAAGUCGACUUGCUCGCAAAACCACCGGUGAGGCGGAACAUCAGCUAACUGCCGAGGCAAUAACACCCGAAGGCGAAUCCGAAGCGGAUCAUCUGCCGCCCUUGGAGAUGGCGCGUUCUCCCACACGUUUGCAUCGAGUCUCCAGUCUCUCCUCACCCCGUCGACCCCUCCUUGUCCCCUCUGCAUCUAUCGGCGGUCUUCUCCUUCCCUCACCACUGCCAAUCAAUUUCUGCUUCUCGGGUCAUCUGGAUAUGCCCGGAAAACCGGGUCGACGAAAAAAAUUAGUGUGGGAUCAGAGAUUUGCCAAGCUAACUUUCAGCCGCUUCCUGGUGUGGGACACUGUAAAAGCCCUCGACAGUGCUCAAUCAUCCGCUCCAAUUGACAGCCUCGUCUUACCAUUGGAGGCUGCUGCUACCUCGAGUUCCACUGGCUCUGCUACAUCCAGUCGCAAGAUCUCGCGUCCUGGACCGAAUCUUCUUCUGGACCUUCCAUUGAAUGCCAUCCUCCAUGUGCGUAGUGUUACCUCGUGCGAUGUACUCCAUGCACCGGCGGAGGAUCUACCAAGGAUAUUUCAGAUCAUCUUUGAUCAAUGUGAGGCUGGUGGUGCAAGUGGAGGAGGGAUUAGGCAGGCCUUGGAGGCUCGUGUCUCAAGUCCGGAUUCCAGUCCGCAUUGUGCUACAUCGCCUUCAAAGCCUUCUCAAUCUACUGGGCUACUUGGCAUCUCAAAAACCCUUCCUCGAAAGUUGAGUUUCUCCGCCUCUGGCACCUUCUCCACCGGUGCCGCUAAGGCCCUCCAAUUGGGUCCUGCGGUGGCACUGAAAUCGCGGACCAACUCCUCCGGUCAGAUACUGAGCCAUGCGGUCUCCAGUGAUCCUCUACUCACCUCCAUCCCAUGUCCUGGUACGGCGGCAAAUCCAAUCCCUCUGCAGGGUCACAUGCUGCAACGCAUCCACUUCCGUGUGCCGGCUGUAUGUGAGCUGUGUAAGCGGGCUUGCUGGCAUGUGAUAUCGCCGCCCGCGGCUUUACAGUGCCUGCAUUGUCAGGUGAAGUUGCAUCUCUCGCAUCUUGAGAAACGUGACUACGUGCUUCGACCCUGUGGCAAAUCCACUGCAAUCCUCCUCUUUCGAGCACCCUCCGAGGAGGCUAAGUUGGGGUGGUUGAAAAACCUCCAAUCUGUCAUUUCCAGCGCUGCCAUCUCCACCACUACACCACCACCACCUCAGUUCUCAUCCCUCUCUCUUUGUUCCACCACUGUUGCCCGAGAUGAUCGUCCAAAAAGCCUAGGAACCAGUGGUAUGGUUCGCGGACCCACAAUUAUGCGAUCAGCGACUCUUCCCUACACCUCCCGAACCGCUACACCUACCACUACCACCACCAACACCACCACCAAUACCACCUCGUCUUCCUCCAACUCUGCGGCCGCCUCAUCGUCCAAAGUUGCCAGAUUUAUGACAGCGGCGGUGGCAGCAGAGGAGGCAGAAUUAGACGAGGAGGAUGUCUUUCUGGAUUCGCCAAUUUCAAAGAAUACAUCCACUGCUUUGCCGCUAGCAGACGCAGACUCGGAGCAGGAGCAGCCUGGAGUUUUUGUCCGCGAGGCGUGUUUAAGUCUGACCGGGACUCCUGACAUUGCUAAGAUCGCCCCUCAGGGCGAGCGCUUCCAUGGUCCUCCUCCCCACCCCCCCACUUCAAUGCAUGCUCUCAUUCCUCCGACGGACACCCCACGCUUUGACCAAAUGUUUACGGAAAAGGUUCCUCUGGCAGUGAUAGGUUGGGAAUCAUCACGCCCAACAUCAUCACUACCAGACAGGCAAACAGGCAGGCGUCCGCCCAUCUGUCAGCAAGAUGUUGACACCUCUAGAGGCGUUUCGACACUCUUGAAAGGAUUUGCCACUGCGUCUGAAGUAGCUCAUCUUAGGAUAACCUACUUUACUCUAUCGUUGCGCAAACCCGUCUCCAUGUCACCACCAAGCAUGCACAAACUUUUCGAUAUUCCAGAUGCUUGUUUUCACCGUUGGCUUAAGAAGGGUUGUACAUCGAUCACAGUGACGGCUUCUGUGGCAGUGGUGGAGUGGAAGUCACCACAGACGAGGUUGUCAAUGGCGGACAGACAGACGGAAAUCUCGUCUACACGAUCUCGACUCGCUAUUUCAAGGCACACUUGUGCCUCUCCAUCCAGCUUGGAUCACGUGGUCAAGGGAACGAAUGCGGCUCUCGUGAUGCUUGCUUGCUAG
This is a messenger RNA of Echinococcus granulosus, 4980 nucleotides long. RefSeq names its product Rho-associated protein kinase. Bases 1 to 4980 code for a protein of 1659 amino acids. Gene Ontology annotation, cellular component: cytoskeleton; cytoplasm. NCBI's taxonomy places the organism in Eukaryota, Metazoa, Platyhelminthes, Cestoda, Cyclophyllidea, Taeniidae. The transcript is spliced from 19 exons. Gene Ontology annotation, molecular function: Rho-dependent protein serine/threonine kinase activity; ATP binding. Gene Ontology annotation, biological process: mitotic cytokinesis; regulation of cell junction assembly; embryonic morphogenesis. The record is from RefSeq and is a predicted model, not a curated record.